Messenger RNA from Brachypodium distachyon (stiff brome), 591 nucleotides. RefSeq lists its product as uncharacterized. The record is from RefSeq and is a predicted model, not a curated record. The coding region runs from base 1 to 591 and encodes 196 amino acids. NCBI's taxonomy places the organism in Eukaryota, Viridiplantae, Streptophyta, Magnoliopsida, Poales, Poaceae. The transcript is spliced from 2 exons.
AUGACGAACAACAGUGAUGCUUCAUCUUCCCUGUCUGCAGUUCAGGAAUUUGGCAAAAUCCCGAUGGACGUGGAUGAUAUCGAGUGGUACGGUUGGGAGAUGGACUCUAUUGUGAGGUGCCGCUGUGGGCAGAUACCAGUUCGAAGGGUUGCAUUUGAAGGUUGUUAUACUGGUCGGCGUUUCAUCAGCUGCUGCUAUGACGAUGAAACGAGAUGUGAUUUCAUCUCAUGGUAUGAUCCAGAAUGGCCUCCUACCAUGCAAAGGGCUUUGGAGAAGCUAUGGGGCAUGGGAGAAGCAAAAGAGAAGCAAAUUCAUGCCGAACUCAACUCACUGAUGAACAAGAUGCUUGAGGAUAAGCUCACAGCUGAGAAAGAAGUGGUGAAGUUAGAAGGUGAAGUUGACAGUCUGGUAGAGGAGAAGGUGAAACUGGAAGCUGAGAAGGAGAUUGCCUUUCAGAAGCUUCAGGAGAAGAAGAAGUGGAUUCUGAUUGCACUGAGCUGCAAUGUGGCAUUAGUUGUAGUCUUGGCUUAUGUCACUCCACUGAAAAUAGCGGGGACAAACCCUAGAUACAGUAAAAAGCAACAACGAUGA